AAAGUUUUUAAAUAAUUUGCAAUUUUCCCACAUUCUGUAAAAAAGUCUUCUUCAAAAUCAAAGUCUUAUCUCUUUUUCUCUGUCUUCAAAGCCAACUACAAAAAGCAACAGAAUUUCAACUUCUUGUUCCAAUCCUCAUCACAUUUUUCACUCAAACAAACAAAGAAUCUUUCAACAAAAACCAAUUAUCACAAUAAUUACCAUAAAUCACAGAAAACAAAUCAACAAUAAUCGAAACAGAAACGAAAAAUUUCAUAGCCAUAAACCAAAAAAAUAAAACUAAAUAUUUCAAAAAAAACUCACCGGUUUUUCUCCUCCGUUGCCGGAAACACAGCGCCGUCGUCAUCCACCGCGUCCAUUUUAAGUGAAUUCAGAAGAAGAAAAGAUGUCGAGGUUUGCAUUCUUCAAUCGAUCAAAUACAAUUCACGCGUCUUCAUCGGAAGAAUCUCAGAAACCUUUCAACGAAAUUCUGGACCGGUCCGGUUCGCUGAGCCGAUUCUACGGUUCAGUAGAAUCAAUGAAAUCGUCGAUUCGUGGAAGGAUGGUGAAGAAGCUCUGCAAUUUGUUCGAAUCAUCGCCGACGAAAUCGGAACCGCGUCCGGCUUCGAAAUUAGGUUCGGAACCGCGCGCGCCUUCGAGAUUAGGUUCGGAAUCGCGUUCCGCUUCGAAAUUAGGUUCGGAAUCGGGUUCUGGUGCGAAAUUGGGAUGGGAAUCCGGGAUGUUGUUCCGAUUGGAAGGUGGCGAGGAACGGAUUGUGGUGUAUUUGACGAGUUUGAGAGGAAUUCGGAGAACGUUUGAGGAUUGUAAUGCGGUGAAGAUGAUUCUGAAAGGGUUUAGGAUUUGGGUGGAUGAAAGAGAUGUUUCCAUGGAUCGUGCUUUUAGAAAGGAAUUGCAGUGUGUGAUGGGAGAGGAAAAUGUGUCACUACCUCAAGUCUUUAUUAGAGGAAAAUACAUUGGUGGUGCUGAUGUGAUCAAGCAUCUAUUUGAAAGUGGUGAUUUAAAAAGAAUGCUUGAAGGGUUUCCCAAGAUGAAGCCUGGUUUUGUUUGUGAGAGUUGCGGUGAUGCUAGGUUUGUGCCAUGUGAGAAUUGCAGUGGAAGUCGAAAAAUAUUCGACGAAGACGAAGGUUUAUUGAAGAGAUGCUUGGAAUGUAAUGAAAAUGGACUCACCAAGUGUCCUUCUUGCUCUUGUUAUUGAAUAACUUAGGUGAUUAUGAUAAUGGAGCGACGCGCCGGCGCCGGCGAUGAAGUUGCAGUUGCAGAUACGCUUCAAACUUUUAUAUUGAGAUGAAAUAAGAUUGCAAUGUUCUUGCAAGAGAAUUUAAAAUUGUUGAUAUUAUGACUAUAACUUAAACUUGAUGAUGAUGAUGAUGUUUUUGCACCUUGAACAUUGUUUUGUUUUGUUCAAGAGUGUUUUCUUUCUCACCAUUUAAAAUAAGAACAAAACUAGUUUCAUUAUUGAAACUUUCAUAAUGUGCAUUUUGUGCAUCUGUAAAUAUUUAGUGAUGUAUGAAUAUGUAAAUGUUUAGUUAAUGAUGAAUAUUCGUAUUCAUUAUCGAA
This is a messenger RNA of Lathyrus oleraceus (garden pea), 1557 nucleotides long. RefSeq lists its product as uncharacterized. Bases 386 to 1195 code for a protein of 269 amino acids. The transcript has 3 exons. NCBI's taxonomy places the organism in Eukaryota, Viridiplantae, Streptophyta, Magnoliopsida, Fabales, Fabaceae. The record is from RefSeq and is a predicted model, not a curated record.